AUGGAAGAACAACAAGAACAAGAAGAGAAACAACCGACGACGACGACGGGGUCAAACCCGCAUUCGGAUCCAGCGUUCGCGCUGAAAAUGCUCGUGGACUCUCGAAACGCCGGCGCCGUUUUAGGCAAAGGCGGAGCGACGAUCAACGAGUUACAAACGUCCACGAAUUGCAGGAUUCAGCUGACGAGAACGGGAGAGGUGUUCCCGGGGACGAGCGAAAGAGUGUUGACUUUGUCCGGGGAAUUGCCGUCCGUGUUAACGGCGGUGCAUUUAAUAUCCACGAAAUUGCAAUCGGAAACGAACAACGGUAAUAAUAAUAACAACAACGAAAACAACGAAGAGAAUUUCGAGAACACUAAUACUAAUACCGAGGGAGGAGAAGAGAACAAGCAGCAAACGCCGAAAUGUAGACUAGUGAUCCCGAACGCGGCGGCUGGAUGCGUCCUCGGCAAAGGCGGCGCGACGAUAAAGUCUUUCAUAGAAGACUCCGAGGCGGAGAUUCGAUUAUCGAGUCAAAAUCAAGCGCCUCCCGGGUGUCACGAUCGAAUUUUGACCAUUAGUGGGACGAUUGGGCAGAUUCUGAGGGCGGUGGCGUUGGUGGCGGCGAAUUUAUUGGAAGAUCAGAAUUACGCGACGUUGGUGAAGAGGCCGAGCACGUAUCGGCCGAGUUUGGAUUACGGGAGAGGAGGAUCCAUGGACCACGGAAGAGGACAUUAUAACAACAACCAUCACCAUCAACAACAACACAACGUGGAUCCACAAAACGUGGUUUCGGCGACCAUGCAAGUAGAUGAUUCGAAGAUGGGACCGAUUUUAGGCAAAGGAGGAAGGACGAUUACGGAAAUUCAAGUCAGUUCCGGAUGUAGAAUCAAAGUGAGCGACCGAAACGACUUCGUGCCUGGAACGAAUUUAAGGACGUUACAAAUCAGCGGUUCGGUGACGGGAGUGCAGCUGGCUUGGGAAAUGUUAGAGGAGAGGUUAAGGAAGAUUGAAGCAGAUGCGAGUUGA
This is a messenger RNA of Bathycoccus prasinos, 1008 nucleotides long. RefSeq lists its product with no specific name. Gene Ontology annotation, biological process: regulation of gene expression. Gene Ontology annotation, molecular function: mRNA binding. The record is from RefSeq and is a predicted model, not a curated record. The transcript has 2 exons. NCBI's taxonomy places the organism in Eukaryota, Viridiplantae, Chlorophyta, Mamiellophyceae, Mamiellales, Bathycoccaceae. Gene Ontology annotation, cellular component: nucleus; cytoplasm. The coding region runs from base 1 to 1008 and encodes 335 amino acids.